UUUCCUUUUUUAGUUUCACAUUUAAUAUUUUUGUUACUGUUUUAAUUCGUCGUCUUUAUUCUUUUAUACCUUUUUUCCUUUAAUAUCACGCAAUUAAUGAACCCCUCCUAUUCAGUCAGCAGCAGCGCAGUAGACAAAAUAUCCCAACGACGGCGCCGGCGCCGUCGGCGCAUAAGCAAUAUGGGGCUAAUGUCCGUAGCCAGCAGCGGACAACUACGCAGCAUGCAUCAGCGCCAACACAGCUCAUCAACCAACAACAUGUCCUUGGCCGACUCCAUCUGCUCAAUAGAAACAGAAUUCAUGCCGCGAAUGAGCGGCGGAAUCGGACGGCCGAGCAUGGCGCAUAAAAACAGCAGGCCGUUUUUAGACACCGGGCUGAAGAUCCGCAAGCGGCUGAGGGAUUUGAAGCGCAGACUGCCGAUGGCGUCCAAGGGCGUGUAUGGGUCGAAGGGGAUUACAAACAAUAGCGUUGGCAGUUUUCUCAGCGACUCCAGUGACGUGUUUGUGGAUGCAAAGGGGGAUCCAGACUACAGGCUGCCACGCAACCUGAGGCCGUCGUCGUUGUUCCACCUGAGGGUGCGCUAUGACACUAUUCGCGUCGGCACAGGCGAUGGGCCCGCGGGGCAGGACCCCGGGUCAUUGGGGUGCUCUGGAUCCGGCACGGAUUUGGGCCGAAGCAGCGGCGUCGGCGGCAGGCUGGAUGACGGCUCCGGCGAGGAUACGAAGUUUGCCUUUUCGCCGUCCAUAACGUCAGUCAUCAACAAGCGCAUUGCGCCGACAGCGCCGCAUAACCUGCCGCCAAUGCCAGCGACUGCGCACCCAACCGGCCACUUUCCAUCAGGCAUCCGAUGCCCCGAGCCCGUGUCUGCGCCCAAGCAGGCGCUUCUGCUGAGCUACGACAUGGGUCGGCAGGAGGGCGGACUGCGGUCAAUCCAAACGGCCGUUGACAGCCUCCCAUACUGCUGCUGCUGCUCGCACCGCCACUUUAACAGCUACGGGGUGGUGAGUAAUAGCAGUUGGAACAGUAGCCGUGGGCAUCUGUCGCCGUUGCACUCGCUGAUGCCGUCGUUCACGGGAAAUGCCCAGUUUGUGCAUACGCAGGCGGGGCCGGCGCUGGAUAUUUCUGAGCCAAUGGGGAUGCCUCGGAUGUGCCCCUGCCACGGGCAGACAGAGAUGGGCGGAGAGGUUUGUGAGCCGCCGCUGCCGGCCAUGCGAAUUCGCUUACAGCCUCGGGCGGCUACGUCACCGUCGGUGGUGGCUGUCUACGGUGACUCGUCGGUUACUGAUGGAGGCUCCCAGGAUGGCGUGUCACGUACUGCGAAGAAAAGCGGACGAGUUGCAGAAAAAGGUAAAUACUGAAAUCGGUGUGAAUUAAUGCUUGCUCCACCCCACGCUU
Kickxella alabastrina is the source of this 1396-nucleotide messenger RNA. RefSeq lists its product as uncharacterized. The transcript has a single exon. The record is from RefSeq and is a predicted model, not a curated record. Lineage: Eukaryota; Fungi; Kickxellomycota; Kickxellomycetes; Kickxellales; Kickxellaceae. The coding region runs from base 97 to 1359 and encodes 420 amino acids.